UUUUUUUUUGUCCAAAUUGCGAUUGUGCUUUUGGGAUAUUUCUUGUCACGUCGCCUCGCGCGUUCCAAGUCUUACGCUUCGUUCCAGAAACAAACCAGGUUCCAAACUGUGUUCUACAGCCUGUCUCGUUUUCUUUUUCCCGCACGCGACCGGUAGCCCGAUCGCCAUCGCAGCCAAGAAACUCAUGCGGGGAAGAUUAUUAUUCGUGGAGUUUUGUUAUUGGGUGGCUUCUCGUGCGCUGUUCUUUGAUCUUUUGGAUGAUGCGUGUCAUUAGUUCGUUUCAUUGUUUAAAUUGAUAGCGAGGCGUUCCUUGGCCCCUUUCAUUCCUACUUCCGAAGUGCUCCGGCCAAGGCUCUCAAGAGGCAACCUCACAUGGCGCCGGCACGAAUGCUGCUCCGCACACUCUGUCUUCUUCUCGUCUGCUGCGCCGUCUGCAAGGCGGAGAUACAGUUUGCGACUGCCAUCGACAUAAGCGACCUGGGCGAACGCGCUGCCCGUAAGGACGUCCUGUCCCCCUGCCAGGCCUGCAAGACCAUAGUUGAAACCUUCAAGCAUGGUGUAGAACGGACGAGUAGGAGCCGGUUUGACGGAGGAGAUGGCGAUUGGGAGAAGAGGAAGAUGGGGAAGUACUCGAGCAGUGAAAUACGCUUCAUCGAGAUCCAAGAGAACCUCUGCCAUGAGGUGAUCAAGGGACAGGAGCACUGCCGCAAUGUGGCCGGGAAGUAUGAAGAGCACCUUGAGGACUGGUGGUUCAACAGGCAGGAGUCUGACCCAGACCUCCACAAGUUCCUCUGCAUUGAGCGGGGAAAAGCCUGCUGUCCCGAGAACCACUUCGGACCAAACUGCGACCCUUGCACCGGCGGAGCGGAGAAGCCCUGUGGGGGCCACGGGAGGUGCAGGGGAUCUGGGACGCGCAAAGGUUCGGGCAAGUGUGCCUGCGACGCGGGCUACUCGGGCGAGGUGUGCGACACCUGCACGCCGGGAUACUUUGCCGACGUGACGGACAAGGGGGAGCCCGUGUGCACCAAGUGCCACCAGGCGUGUAAGGGCAACUGCACGGAGCCGGGACCCAAGGCCUGCACGGCGUGCAACGAGGGCUUUGUCAUGACAGAGGAGUUUGGAUGCCUCGAUGUGGACGAGUGCGUGGAGGCGGAGACGCCCCUUUGCGGGAAAAACACAUUCUGCGCGAACAACGAGGGCUCUUACAAGUGCAUGGACUGCGACUUCUCUUGCAACGGGUGCACGGGAGACGGUCCAGACAUGUGCGUCACGUGCGCCGAAGGCUACGUGCUCAAGGACAAGGUCUGUGUGGACGAGAGCGUGAAGUGGCGCGAACUCCACGUGGUGCUGGCGCGCUACGCCACUUACCUCGGGCUCUGCGUGGCCACCUUUAUCAUUUUCAAAAGGAACGUUUACGCCGCCAGCGUCAUUGGGGUGCUCGUGGCCGUGUACAUUGGUUUCUCCGAGUACACGCUGGCCAACUGGAAGGAGCACAGUGUGACGUCGACCUUCAAGAACGUCCUGGCGUGGUGACUCCUGCGCCGUGCGCCGCUUGCAAAACCGGGGUCUAACGAUUUUUUUUUUCUUCGUUUGAUUGUGUUGCGUGGAACCACUGGCCUCUCUUGGGUGGCCUUGGGGACAUAGCUUGUGGUUCAAGUGCGACUCUCAUAUUGCAGCGUUGUGUUGAAAUCGGUGCUUGUCGUGUCGUCACGUUUGUUCUGUCUGUUGUGUGGUUUUCGUGGGACGUUGAGCGAGUUCUCUGCUAGUCGGCGCGUUAGUUUCGUUUAAAAUGGACUACAGGAGAAGAAAACGAAAACAAGCCAAGACAGCCUCCUCUCUUUUUAUUGAGGCUGUCCGAAAUGCUUCAGUUUGUUGUCGCACGAGGCAGAGCGGUGUUGCACACUUCGACAGUUCACGGGUAUAACACUAUCCGCAGCAUUGCACACAAACUCUUUGAAGCUCAUAAGGUUAGGCAACACGGCGCCACCGCAUAUCUCCUAGUCCCAUUUGCAACGGCCGUGGUUUAUGCGCAAGACUACAGUUUGUGGGCAGCGUGUUCUCUUUUGCGUGUCGGUUUGUCUUAACUUAUAUUUGUAAAUGACUGUACAUUCCAUCUAGGCAUUGAAUAAACAUGAAUGUGCUAACGUCGUUCCUUCUGUGCUCGGGAAAGGCGGAAACAUAUACGAGAGGCUGUUGUUCCUGGUUGCAGGGGAGGCAGUUUCAAAAGACGACGGUGCCGGCGAGGAACACAAAGACGGUUUGGGUGUGACACAGACACCCGAUGACGAUGCCACAGCGUCACACGGCGACGAGUUAUGACAUCGGAGUCCAAAAAAAACUAGUCUCAUUUGUGUGCCACCACCAUCUCCUCCUUUGCAUGCUACACGUUUCCUGCAUAAAUGACGCCAACCACUCUGUUUA
Molecule: messenger RNA, 2421 nt
Organism: Ixodes scapularis (black-legged tick)
Lineage: Eukaryota; Metazoa; Arthropoda; Arachnida; Ixodida; Ixodidae
Gene: Creld
Product: cysteine-rich with EGF-like domain protein 2
Exons: 10
Coding region: 373-1533 (386 amino acids)
Molecular function (GO): calcium ion binding
Source: RefSeq, a predicted model, not a curated record